Messenger RNA from Acanthopagrus latus (yellowfin seabream), 2999 nucleotides. RefSeq lists its product as uncharacterized. NCBI's taxonomy places the organism in Eukaryota, Metazoa, Chordata, Actinopteri, Spariformes, Sparidae. The transcript has 5 exons. Gene Ontology annotation, molecular function: protein binding. The record is from RefSeq and is a predicted model, not a curated record. The coding region runs from base 108 to 1403 and encodes 431 amino acids.
GUCAGAGUGAGACCUCUCGUUGCUCACACACACUCUCUGCUCUCUGACGCAGCAGGAAGUAGCAGCAGCAGCAGAAGAAGAGACGAAGAGUCACAUGUGUGGUGGUGAUGACGUCAGUGCUGCAGCUUCCUGCUGAGCUCUGGCUUCAGGUGUUCAGCUUCCUGUCCUGGAGAGACAAACUAAGUGUGCGCUGCACCUGUUCACACUUCAGACACCUGCUGGAUAAAUCCCGCCCCCUGUGGCGAGGCUUCCAUAUCGUGCUGCAACAAUUUUCUCGAUACAACCACCUAUUCUGGCGCAGCCUGGCUCAGCGGCAUGUGGGUAUUGUGUCAGUUCGUUCAGGUAAGAGGAAACACCUAAAGCAGCUUUCCACCUGGAUUCCUGCUCUUGAUGCACUGGGGUUGGACGAUUGGAGGGAAGGGGGUAUCGAUGAGCUGAAACUCUUUCAGCGGCUGCAGCGUCUGUCCAUCACAAACUCUUCCAUACCACUCAAAAACUUCAACUUCCUGUUUCCUGUGAGUCACCAGCUGACGCAGCUUAGCCUCUGUAACGUGCAGCUCACCUGUCCUGCCUCUCAGCUGUUGGCCUCUGUGAGUCAGCUGACUCGUCUCACCUCACUGCUGCUGCACCAUGAUGGCAGUCUGAGCAUACCAAAUCCCAGCAGUGUCCUGACUCACCUGACCAAGCUGAAACACCUGUCCUGGACCAUGAUCACUUACAAGACACUGUCACAUGAUUUCUUUGACCCUGGCCACCACACAGCAGGUGGCAGCGCUCUGCAGUUGUCUGACCUGCAGUUGUUGAAUUACGAUGCUGUGGUGACGCACGAAGCUCUGCAGCCAUUGUCCUGCCUCCGCAGCCUGUCAAUCUUCCACCUGUACUCUGUACCUGGACCCACCUGUCACUUGCAAACAUGGCUGAUGGCACUACCACAGCUGCGCAGCCUCAGUGUGCAUGGAGGCCAUCCUCUGGCAGUGUAUGCUGACAUCCUGCCAUCCUCCCUCCUCAGUCUGACUCUCUGUGUCGAUCUGCAGCCUGAAGAUCUGCAGGUGGUGUCACACAGAGCUCCUCACCUGCAACACCUGCACCUGGAACCCUGGAGCGCCUCCUCCAACCUGGUCACACUCCUCCCACACCUCUUCCCUCACCUGAGAACACUCCGGAUCAGACAUCAUCACGUGUCAGACGGUGACUUCCUGCGUCUGCAGCAGCUGCAGCACCUCGACACUCUUGAACUUCUGGACUCGUACUACAGACCCGACCCGGCCGACCCAAGCUGGGUCGUCAAUGAACCAAGUCCUCGCCUGCUGCAGCUGAUAUCUGACCUGCAGGACCUCACCAAUCACAGAGUCCGAGUCAUCACCAGCUCACACAGAGAUCCACUCACCUGCCACUGUGUCUGACCAAUCAGGGAAUCUCGUCACAGCCCGUGACAUCAGCUGAUAACCAGAAUAUUCAAAUUACAUUGUUGUACUUACUGUGCCUUUUUUUGUGCAAGGGUUAGGGUGUCAUAAUCGUCAAAGCGCUUCAGCGUUGAGUCAUUUUUAUAAACAGUUGUUGUUACUUAUUGCAGUUUUAGAAUGGCAGCAACCAUGACCCUUUUAAAGUGGUGCAAAGGAGCGGGUUCUAAACAGCCGCCAUGUUUGUCAUCUGUGGCUACACAAGUGGCAACACGGUGACGUCGUUGGUAACAUGUGGGAAUACAUUGCUCAGGAGGAACAUGAUUUAAGUUUGGCAGGUAAUGGAUUUGUUGAGGUGUGUCAGUUAUUGAUAACUGAUUUGUUCAUAUAUUUAUGCACACAUUCAUAAACAUGAACCAAAAAACACACAAAGCUGUGUGCAGGUAAAAACAUAAAAUAUGAAAGAAAAUAAAGAGAAAAAAGUUGUUUCUGUCUGAAAUCAUGAUAGAAUGAAUAAUUAGAAUAGGAAAUAAUAGAAUGAAUGAUUUUAUUGUCAACCAAAGAUUAGAACAAUAUAAUAAAACAAACAAAACAAAAGUAAAAGUGUCUGAAGAGGAGCAUGUAGAAGUAAAACAUAUACAUCCCUACCCCUUCUCAAUUUUCUUCUUUUCUUCUUUCAACAAAUUCUCAAAUGUAUUUAUAACUAAAACAAUAACCCACAGUUUGUUUGCCACCCUAUUAAAUACUUAAUAUCAAUGGCACAUUAUUUACAAUCCAAAUAUCCACCCAGUGUUACAGAUAAGUGUUAACAUGACCUAACACAACCUUUCCUCUUCCAUAUACCUGACAAAAAUAUAUUAUUUGUAUUUUUUAAAAAUUGAUUUAUAUUUGUGCUUUGCUUCAACUCCUCACCCGACACAUUGCACAAGUCCACCCCAACGUACCACAUCACCCUAUUUAUAGGACACAUUGUGUUAUUAAAUGAAAUUAUCCUCUAUAUUGUAAAAAGCCUGUCACAAAACAUGUUUUAAUGUUGCUCAGAUUUAAAUGAAGUUUUGCUUUAAACAUGAUCAUUGCAGUUUUAAAUUUGACCAGAUCUAUAAAUUAUAAUACAUGUGAAUUUAAAAACAGUGUGUUUGUGUGUUCCCUAUCCACAUGAUGUAUUAUCCUGAAUGCUCUCUUUUGAAGUAUGCAUAUUGGUUAUAAGUGGCUUUUGUAAGUGCUGCCUCACACUUCCACAUAGUAAUUCAGCAAUGGUGAUAAGAGUGAAAAAUACAGUACAAUACAAUAAGGACAGUGAGUUGUGAGAAUAGACCAGUAUGUGUUUUGUCUGCUUCAGAAUUCAACACUUUGCCAACGUUGUUCUGAUAACUGAUUCGAGGUUUCCAGCAGAUUUUGUGGAUUAAAAUCAGGUCCAGGAAUUUGUUUUUAUAAACUCUUUCCACAUUAACAUUAUAAAUCAUUGUUUGUACUUGUUCAUCUAUAUAGCUUUUUCCAAACAACAUACAUUUGGUUGUGUUCAAAUGUAAUGAUAACUUUUCCCCAAACACAAAGAACAGUGUUGUCAUUUGUGAAUAAAACAAAUUUUAUUUUUCUGGA